UUUCAAUUUCUAUUCUCUGGGGUCAGCUGCUGCACAGAAACAGGAAAAGGAACCAGCAGCUGCUCUUAUGUAUAUGGGUCUGUAGCACUUGGUUAGAAGGUAGAGGGAGAGGUUGUCUGGAGAGCGCUGCAGCCCUGUGCCGAGCAUUUCCACACAGCAGACAGUUACACAGCAGUCAUGGGUACAGCCAGUCAGGAAUCACUGGAGAGCCAUCUACGGCAGCUGAAAUGCCAUUUCACCUGGAACCUGAUAGCAGAAGAUGAGUCCUUGGAUGAGUUUGAGGACAGGGUGUUUAACAAGGAUGAGUUUCAGAACAGUGAGCAGAAAGCCACCAUGUGCAAUAUACUGGCCUAUGUAAAGCACUGCAGAGGUCUAAAUGAGGCAGCACUGAAAUGCUUAGGGGAAGCUGAAGACUUCAUCCAGCAAAGGCAUCCUGACCAAGUAGAAAUCAAAAGUCUGGUCACCUGGGGAAACUACGCUUGGGUCUACUAUCACAUGGGCCAACUCUCAAAAGCUCAGGCUUAUCUGGACAAGGUGAAACAGGUCUGCCAGAAGUUUUCCAGUCCCUACAGGAUUGAGAGUCCUGCGCUUGAUUGUGAGGAGGGCUGGGCCCGAUUAAAGUGUACCAAGAACCAAAACGAGAGAGUGAAGGUAUGUUUCGAGAAGGCUCUGGAAAAGGACCCAAAGAACCCAGAAUUCACCUCUGGAUGGGCCAUUGCAAACUACCGUCUGGAUGACUGGCCAGCAUCAAAUGACUAUAUUGACUCUCUAAAGCAAGCCAUUAAUCUGUCUCCUGACAACACUUAUGUUAAAGUCCUCUUGGCACUGAAGCUUGAGGGGACGCAUGAAAAACAAGCAAGGGAGCUGGUUGAAGAAGCCUUAAAGAAAGACCCAAUACCAAUAGAUACACUGCUCAGUGCAUCCAGAUUUUAUUACAAGGUAUAUGACACAGACAGAGCUAUACAGUUGCUUAGAAAGGCUUUGGAAUCCCUGCCAAACAACGCGUAUGUGCAUUACCAUAUUGGGUGCUGUUAUAGGUCAAAAGUCCGUCAAAUGUUGAACACAAGGGAAACUGCAUUUAAUGGAGAUAGGAAGAAGUUAGAACUAAUACAGCUAGCACUGAAGCACUUACGGAAAGCAGAGGAAAUCAAGGAGAUGAUCGAAAACUCCUGUAGCUUCCUUGCCGGUCUUUAUGCCAUAACAAAGCAGUAUGAAGAAGCUGAUUAUUACUUCCAGAAAGAAUUCAACAAGGACCUCCCUCCUGGCUCUAAACAAUUACUCCACCUUCGGUAUGGCAACUUUCAGCUUUUUCAAAUGAACUGUGAAGCCAAGGCUGUCUACCAUUUUAUGGAGGGUGUGAAAAUAAAGCAGGAAACAAAGCAAAAAGGAAAGAUGAAAGACAAACUUAAAAGAAUUGCCCUAAAGUGGCUUUCUAGAGAUGACUCUGAUCCUGAGGCCUUGCGCAUCUUGGCAUUUCUUCGGGAGAAUGGAAACGGUCAACAAGUGUGAGAGAGGGACCAGAUUGGGGGGGGGAAGGGGAGGAGAUAGAUGUAGGAUCUUGGCAAACAGCCUAGAGCUCUUUCUAUUUCUUUAGACUAGUUUCCACAGUAGCAAUUCUUUAAUUGCCCUCCAAUGAAGCCUUGUCUUGGGUUUGUUUUUUGUAUUUAUGCAAAGCAGCCACAUUUCUCACAUGGGUGAGUGUUCCGUCCUUGAAUUAUUUUAGAUAUUGCACAGCCUUGUUCUACAGAGAUAACAAUGUCCAUCAAAAAGCCGAGGAGCCAGGGACUGAGGCUCAGGACUGUAAUCCUAGCACUUGGAAACUGAGACUGGAGGAUUACAAUGAGCUUGAGGUCAGCCUGAACAUGACAUGGAAUGGGUGAUGGUGGUGGUGGAUGGUGAAAAUUUUACAUGUAAAUAUUUACUGAUUAUGUAUAUUACCUUAUAAGUUUGGGUGAGUAUAUAUCUAAGUAACCACUAUUAUCAAAUAUAUAUAAAAACACAGAACGUAAUGGUUUUGCUUUAUUGAUAAUUUUAAGACUUAGAAAAUGAUGUUCAAUAUUAAUUGAACUCAAAAUAGAAAUUCAAUAGUGAGUCCCAGGUCUAAAAACAAACAACAAAAUCGGUGGGACCAAAUCAUCCCUCCAGUUUACCAGCCAGUCCUCAAUCUAUGGUGUCCCACACACAUGCGUUCAACUGUUCCAUUAGCUCAGGUGGCAACAGGAUUUGAAAAACUGAGAACAAGGAAAGUCAGAAGGGCCAUAUCUGUGCAAACCAGUAGACUUGGGUAGCUACAACGCCAGACUUCCAGGAGCAUGGGGAGACUUCUCCCUAUUCUACCCUCCUAGGACUAUGUUGUUGUAUGAAAAGAAAGGGGAUUCUGUCUACCACCAUGACAAUUCAUAUAAACAUUUGUUUCAAGCAUGUGGAAACUUCAGUGGGGACAAAGGGACUGCCGAUUUAUACUCGACAAUUAUAAACUCAUGAGGAAAACGUUUAUUUCCCCGUUAAAUGAAUAAAGUAAGUACUUUAUUCACAAACACUAUAAUAGACCCAUAUUGCAGAUGCCAGAAAGGCAGCUGCCUGGAAGAAUAACUUGGACUGAAGCUUGGGUCAAGGGACUUAGAAAUGGCAUGCGUAUUGGAGUUGAGUUGUUUUCUUCCAUUAGAAAUGUGGCAUACCAAGAGAUAUAAAUAAUUCAUUUAACUCUGAAAAAAAAAAAACUACAGAAACACCACAAAAUUGAUAAUUGUCAUUACCUAGGUAGAGCUUUAAGGGCCUGAAUGUUAAGGUUGGUGUGAAUUGACAGAGUCAAGUGGCCCAGUAUGAGACUGUCAGCCACACUCCGAUACAGAAACGUUUCUCUAUUGGAAUCAGCUUGUCUUUAUGUACAUAUGAACAUUCUAUUCAGGAAUUAGAACAUAUGGUUUAUAGACUGUUAAAACUGAACAUUCUAACAGGUGUAACAGUGUUCCCUGAUAUUUUAAAAAUGAAAAUGUUCUGUAUGCAUUAAGUCCAUCGAUAUUUACCAUUUGAAUCUCUGGAAAAAUAGUAAACUUGGUUACUUAGUAACACAUGAUGGAACAUUAAGCUAUGCUUUGCUUCACCUGGAACUUUACUGUACCUUUGUUUUUUAGACUCAAGUACUGAUAAUAAAGAGUAGCAUUUCA
Arvicanthis niloticus (Nile rat) is the source of this 3167-nucleotide messenger RNA. It is a transcript of the gene Ifit2, whose product is annotated as interferon induced protein with tetratricopeptide repeats 2. Gene Ontology annotation, molecular function: protein binding. Gene Ontology annotation, cellular component: cytosol. NCBI's taxonomy places the organism in Eukaryota, Metazoa, Chordata, Mammalia, Rodentia, Muridae. The record is from RefSeq and is a predicted model, not a curated record. Gene Ontology annotation, biological process: defense response to virus.